AUGGAUAUGUCAAAUGGAAAUGGAUCACCAUCUUUCCGUGCUCAGUCGGCCGGGCUGACUAGAACUCAAGAUGACGACAGCAAUCAAUCCUCUCUUGUCGAAAUGAGCAACACGUCCGGCGGGUCUCCUUUCGACAGUCGUCUCAUGGCGGAUGAUAGAAAAAGCGAAGGCAGUUUUGGCAAGGAAUCACAACCACCAAAGAUGAAAAAAGCCAGAAAGAAUCCAAAGAAGAGAGCUACUUUCCUGAACACCGGUACAAGUGCCAACGAAAGAUCACAAGAGAGGAGAGAAGGUCAUCGUAGCGGAAACAACCUCAACUCGAAGAAAUACGAGGGUUUUCGGCGAAUGGAGACAGCAACGAUCCGACAUGAGAAAAAGCCUAAUCUGACUGCCACAAAUAUACUUUACCCAUCCUUUUGA
Ostertagia ostertagi is the source of this 420-nucleotide messenger RNA. The record is from the annotation of a GenBank genome assembly. NCBI's taxonomy places the organism in Eukaryota, Metazoa, Nematoda, Chromadorea, Rhabditida, Trichostrongylidae.